Molecule: messenger RNA, 12876 nt
Organism: Anopheles funestus (African malaria mosquito)
Lineage: Eukaryota; Metazoa; Arthropoda; Insecta; Diptera; Culicidae
Product: protein elav-like
Exons: 3
Coding region: 1364-2539 (391 amino acids)
Cellular component (GO): ribonucleoprotein complex
Molecular function (GO): RNA binding
Source: RefSeq, a predicted model, not a curated record
UGUGCACUGUAUGUCCUAUUUACUCUUCAGCAAGGAUACGUGGCGUAUGCGGGAAAGCUAUAGCACACGCGGAAACUGCGAAGCGGGUGAACCCGAACGUACCCAAAUCUUUAGGUACAGUCCAACCCUGCGGACGCAAUUCCGUUCAAUUGUAUUUCGGCAGUCCUCAGUGUGCGUGGUGCGCGUCGCUCGCUCUCUUGGCUCUUUUUUUCUAUCGGUCAACCACUACUAUCCCAUACUACACUACACAUCCAUAUACCGCAUCUGAUUGAUUGCGCAAAUAGCGAGUGUAGGACCCUAGAGCAAAAGAGAGAGAGCACAGUCAAAGUGUACUCCCGCAAUACACGCACACAGCAACAGAGCGUUUGUGUUCGGAAGAUCGUUUGCUACAAGAAGCAGUGCGGCGAUUCGCAACAUCACAAUUAUUCACACCGAAAGUGAACCACGCGGGAUAAGUUAUUGAUUUGCGCGGAUUAAAGCACUGACGGUGUGCAAAACCGGCAAUCUGCAGUAAAAGGAAUAUUUUGUUCGCCACAGCAAAAACGACACAUGUCGCUUGGCUAGAGCAUCAGCAUAAUAGCAUAGCAGCAGCAAACACUAACACCAGCAUCGUGCGCGUGUCUCGACAAGUGUGUGCGUGUGUGUGUUCGUGAAGUAAUAGUUACGGUAGCAGUGUGUUGGUGUGCUUCGAAUUGUGCGUGCAGUUAACGCGUGUCGGAAAAGAGCAAGAGCAGUGAAUACGUGUUGUCUCGCUCGUUGGAAGGAAGUGCAUAUUUGAAAUCUAUUUGACAAAACGAGAGAAAAAAAGCGAACAGGCAAGUGAGAAGAUCGUAAGCAUCCGCGUUGUUGUGUUCGUGUUUGUGCUUCUCACUUCUCAGUAUAGAGAGCAGCCAUUUUUUAUCAUCUCUGUUGGGCAUCGAAAGGGGGUGUGCGCGAAGUAUUGUUCUGUCAACUAAACGGGAGGACAAUCCGACGACUCUUUUCUGCCAUCACACGCAUAUUUCGCCACACUCACGGCGCUAGUGUUUUCCGUCGCGCUGUACGUCGACUGGCCGUCGUGCAAGUGAAAAGUGAACCAGACCCCCAGCAUCAGUGUGUUGUGCCGCUACAGUGAACCGAAGGGUGGUUGGUGUUUUGUGUUUCCUGUCGCCGUACAGUAGCGAUCCACAAUAAGAACACGCUUUUCGCUGCAGCACCAUCGCAGUGUCUGCAUCGGCGACACACGAAUACUAACGCGCCUAGGCCAACAAAACCCCUUCUAAGGAGGUAACGUUUUCAGCUAAUCUCGUCUCUGCUUCCCGUUAGCUCCCGUGCGCUUAGCCGCGGGACCAUUUGAAACAGCCUCAAAAUUACGACCGUAAACAUGACGAACAAGGUGCUGGCCGCGGUGCAGGACCUCCAAAAACAGCAACAACAGCAGCAGCAGCAACAGCAGCAACAGCAGCAGAAUGGUGGCAAUGGUGCUGGCGGUGGCGGUGGUGAGGCCGGACAGACGGCUGGUGGGGCCGCCGGUGGUGGCGCCCAAAGCUCGGAUAACAAUUCGCGCACCAACCUGAUCGUCAACUAUCUGCCACAGACGAUGACGGAGGAAGAGAUCCGGUCACUCUUUUCGAGCGUCGGUGAGGUGGAAAGCGUUAAGCUAGUGCGGGACAAGAACGUCAUCUAUCCAGGCCAGCCGAAAGGUCAAAGUUUGGGUUACGGCUUCGUCAACUACCAUAGGCCACAGGAUGCUGAACAGGCAGUGAAUGUGCUGAACGGAUUGCGGUUACAGAACAAGGUAUUGAAGGUGUCGUUCGCACGUCCCAGCUCCGAGGGCAUCAAGGGUGCGAACCUGUACAUCUCCGGACUACCGAAAACGAUCACUCAGGAAGAGCUAGAAACGAUCUUCCGACCGUACGGUGAGAUCAUCACGUCACGCGUCCUCAUCCAGGAAGGCAACGAUAAGCCGAAGGGUGUCGGUUUUAUUCGGUUUGACCAGCGCAAGGAAGCGGAACGUGCCAUCCAGGCAUUAAACGGUACUACACCUAAAGGUCUUACCGAUCCAAUCACGGUUAAAUUCUCGAACACUCCGGGCCAGAAUGCGGCGGCCAAGGUAGUGCAGCCCGCACUGCCUGCCUUCCUGAAUCCGCAGCUGACCCGCCGGCUCGGUGCGAUUCAUCAUCCCAUCAACAAGGGUCUGGCACGGUUUUCGCCGAUGGGUGGUGAGGUCCUCGAUAUGAUGCUGCCCGCUGCGCCCACCAACGGUCUGAACGUGGCUCCAUCCGGUGGAUGGAGCAUAUUCAUCUACAACCUUGCCCCGGAAACGGAAGAAAACACACUGUGGCAGCUGUUCGGACCGUUCGGUGCCGUGCAGAACGUGAAGGUCAUCAAGGAUGCGGCUACGAACCAGUGCAAGGGUUACGGAUUCGUCACGAUGACCAACUACGAAGAGGCGAUGCUGGCCAUCCGUUCGCUCAACGGGUACACGCUGGGACAGCGCGUUCUGCAAGUCAGCUUCAAGACCAACAAAUCAAACGGCGGCCACAUGAGCGAAAACUAAAGAGAGCAUGUGCUGCUCUUUGGCGUUGAAGAACCGAUGCCAAAUCCCUGAACGACCCCCCCUUCUCCACAUUCACAAUAAAAAGAACCAAACAGACAUAAAGGAUGCUGCAGCGCGUGGCCAGCAGAAGAAUGGAAGAUUCGGCGCGCGAAGGAACCCCUAAAGCUAUGCAACAUUAAAGGAGGACAAACUGUCGACGAAUUGCAAGCAAAAGUCGCGAAAACGAUACAAACAAUCCAAACACAGUUAGCGGACAGUAGAGAGAAAGAGAGAGAGAGAGAGAGGGAGAGUGAAGCCUGGAAGGAAAUCGCGAACGCAGGUGUCUACAACAGGUAAACCCAUAAAAUAACAUUUCGUGGAUAUGGUCAAAACCAUACACUUUGGCGACAACUAAUCAGUCUCGCCUUCGUGUAAGUCUCAUACAAUUUAACCGAUCGUGGGAUAUUGAAAGCCGAAGGACAAGAGCGAGCAAGUGUUUGUUACGACGUCGCAAUGAAAGUAGGAAGUGUUUCGGAUCGUCCAAAACUGGCGAACUGGCGAACAGGACCUGAUCUGCACGUUAAAUCACUGAAUCUGUUCUCUUAGGUGACAAACACCCUUAACUACACACCUGAUACCAACAGGCCGUAUUGGAUAAAAAAACAAACAAACAAACGCGGGAGCAGAAGUGCUGAGUGCAAGUAAACGCAAAUCUAGUCAAAAGUCAGAAAUGGAGGGAUGAAGAAACAUGAUAAGAGCACGGCUAAAAUUGGUAACAAUUUAGACAGCAGAAAUAUCACAACAGAGGCAUACGUGUGAAACAUGCAUAUAUGUUUGUGUUUUGCCUAUAUUUUAUAAACUCUAGGUUUUUUUAUAUAUAUAUAAAAUUAUUAUUAGUCUACUGUACACAGGAUAACGUGCAUUUUUCUAAACGUUUGCUACCAAAAAACAGAAAAAAAGAAUUGUGGUAUAGGCAAGCCAGGCAUAAGAGACAGCAGAGCAGAACUGGAAAAGAACAUCACAAAUGAGCUACUUUGCAAUCAAAGCGUUGCAAAAAUAGUGGAAUUUUUUUGCAACCUUCCCUGGCUGCGUUGUGAAUCGAUCCCCGUUUUCAACAGCAGAUAGGAACAUACCUUUCGGUCACUUAGGAAAAAUGCUUUGGAAGGAAAGGAGGCUGUCCUGCAGCAACCGUGGUAAGCAACCGUAACAGUUGUCGAAAUAGUCUAUGCAUUUUAGAUGUAUGCUGCUGAUGAUAUAAGAAUAUAACUAUAUUGCUAUAUAUAUAUAUACAUACAUAUAUUUGCGGUAUGAUGUGGGAGGGAUGCAGGAAUUAGAAGAAUUUUAUUUAUUUGCUUAACUUAUUUAUUGGGAUAAAUUGUAGCAGAAAAGGCAUAGACAAAUGCAAAUGUGUACGAAUCAGAAGCAGUUAGAGAAUUUUAAAGGUAUGCCAUCGGGUACACCGAGCGCAAACAGGCAAAGAGGCAACCUUUUUUUUCUUUUAGGCGAAAAAAUCAGUGCUGAAGUGAAAGGAUGCUUCAACAGUGCGAAAUGAAAUGCGGAAUGACUGGUACGAACAUGAUUUCCAUAUUAAGCUGAACACGUCGUCAACGAGAAGCCUAGAAGAAUAUCCUUUCGGAAAGGAAUCUGAUAAUACCUAAUACAUGGCAUAAUAUGUACAACCAAACAUAUAUCUGCACGCGUGUGCGAUAUGUUAGACACAAACAAUUGUUUUACUAAACGGCAUCUAUGAAUGCAGCACACCAAUCACACCUACACAAACACACAUACGGCUGCAGGCAAAAGUGGUAUGGAAUUGCAUACAGCUGGACACAUUCAAGUCGAUCUCAAACUCUUAGUAUAAUGAUGAUGCAGAUGGCGAGAGCGCGGUAGUCUAUAUGGAAUGGGGGGCUCUUAAAAUAUGCCGACCAAGAAGACGGCUACAUAAAGCAUCAUAAACCUUAAACCACCCUCCCCAAAAGCGUUGUGAGAGCAAAGAAUAUGAACGAAAUAUAAAAUAACAACAACAAAGAAGAACAAGAAAACAAAACAAACGAAAGCUGAACAGAACGUACUUAAGGAAAAGUAUCCCACGAUAAUAGUGAAUUUUCACUAUUCUUCCCACUAUUAGGACGAAACAGCAACAAACUGAUUAGGUGCUAAUGUUGCGAGAGUCAUCUCUGGUCGUCCAAGAAUUUGAUCUCAAAACAAGGAGGCAAGUCUGGAAUGUUCAAAAAAGGGAAGUAUGGAACCUUUACAUUAGUGUCAUACAACAGGAUUGGAAAACAGCCCUAAAGAAGCACUCACUAGUCUUAGUAGAAUGCAAAGCAGGAUAUAGAAGGAAGAAGAGGUAGCGAAAGAGAGAGGGAGAGAGUGAGAUAAUGGGAGAGAGAGUAAUAGAAACUUAGUGUAAUGUAUUUAUACUACUUAUAUAAACUUCUUAACUGCUAGAGCUACUUUAAUGAGACACGCAGUAAGUAAAACCCACCACAUUUGAUGCAACAUUUGAGGCGAAGAAAAAGAAAAGUGUAAGUCAAUGGAAAAAAAUGUAUAAAUUCAACAUGUGACUAAAUGAAUCAAAACGACAAAUCUAGCAAAGCUGACAUUUACAACAAUGCGCUAACACACAUAAAUGAAAUGCAUACGCCAAUUUUGCUCCCCAACACAUAUCUCUCUCUAUCUCUUUCUGUUUCUAUGUUCCUUGUCCAAAUUUUAGGAACGAAUCUCCUUCCUUGGUGUAAUGGUUUUUUACAUUCAAACGAUUCAAAUAACUGAAACACAACGUGCUCCGUUCUGCAGCAAACUCGACAAAGCGCACCAAACUUUUUCUGAUUUUUUCCUACUAGUUUAUUUUUUUAAAUAUUCAAACAACAGUUGCAGUAAAGAGAGCUGAGCUCUUCUGACUACUAGCAAGUGGAACUGUACAACUUGAUUUUUCUAUAAACAAAACAACCAGCCUAUCGAUGGCAACGUGGAAACAAAAUAUCGCACAGUAUUUUUUAAGCAAAGCGUUAAACAAACGAAAAAAAAACAUCCCCUUACCCAAUGUUUGAGUCGCGUUCCGCGCGUAGUAAGGGGAGGGAAAAAUGUUAUUGGUAUAUAAUUAUUAUUCUACAUGCAUAUUAUAUACAUUCUCUCGCUUUUGCAGCGGGUAGAACGACACACAAAACAUGUUAAACCUAAAGUAUAGUCAAACGGCAACUGUCGAGCAGCAAAAGGAAAUGUGGAAACGAAAAGAAAAUACUCUUUCUCUCUUAGGCGAAGCAAAACGGAAGUAAAAGCAACGUACGAAAGACAAACAUAGUUUUGUCGAGUUGUGUUCGAAGCAGUAAGCAGCAUAAAGCAUAAAACUGGUAAGGGCAGCGGAGCAGUGAAAAUCCUUUGAAGUCAUGGUAUUAACCCACGUAGCAUAGCCGUACUGAGAAUAGUGAGCAAAGGCACGAACGAAACAACAACACUAGCGCUGCUGCGCUAGUUUUGAGGAGAGAGCUAUUAAUGUGUAAGGGUAAUUUGUGUUAGAUAUAAAUUAUACAUUGCAAGAGAAAUAGUUGGCAUUUAAACCAAAUUUAAUCAAGCAUACAUUAAACAAAGCAUAUAAAUCAUAACGCGUACAGUGCGAACACGCAAUACAGAUCCACAUUCACACCUACACGGAGAAAGCGAAACAAUCUAUGUGUUGCAGGUUGUUUGAGCUAGCGAAGGGAACUAUGAAAGCAAAUCAUCAAUGUACAUUACACAGACUCUAGCCACUUUUGGGUGGGUUUCUCGAUUUAACCCAUGCGAAAGGACAAUGUUUUAGCUCUCUCUUUCAUUCUUUUUUUUUGUUUAAUGCUUUGUUACACAUUACACAAGUUUCUAAAAAAGAUCAUACCUAUUUGUUUUUAUUGUCAAUUCCUACUCUUCGUUUGUUGUCAUAUUUGGUUUGUUUUGUUGUUUUUCUAAAGACACUGUGGCAAAAGAAAAACCAAAAUUUAACACCAAACACUCCAAAAACAAAUUGCUUGUACGAAGAUCAGUCUUCAACAGAUCAAUCAACACACAGAUAAAAACAAUGGAAGUUUUUCUUCCCUUGCUGUUCUUUGUAAAAGUAAGAUUUUGUCAGUUAAAACCUAAGUUAACUGAAAACUUCAAACAAUUCCAUUAAAGCUGUGAUACGAAGACUGUUUUGUAAGACACAGAAAGGACGGCAUGCAUUUUGGCUAUACGGUUGGGUUCGUUCGUGCAUACUUCACGUCCAUGCGGCACACAAAUUUAGUGUGUUCUAGGUAUUGAUCAUCGGUUUAAUGCGUACAUUUCCUGUUUUGAAUAUCGUUUGCCAUUUCUUUAUCAUAAAAUUUUCGUUCCUAUAAAUUAAAUUCUACUUUCAUUCUCAUCUUUGUAUGCUUUACUUUCGUUUUGUUCAUUGUUUUCGUUUGCGCAUUUUUUACACACGUUAGGCAUGUUUCUACAACACAUCCGGUACUUUUGUUUAGUUUUUCGUUUGUUUUGUUUUUUAGUUCUUAUGAGUUCAUUUCUUUUCUCUUUCGGGACAACUAAAAUAUGCCAUCAUUAUUGGAUGACUAAAACACCCCAGACGAGGAGUUUAGUAGACAGCUCUAAGAGGUAAUCAAAUGAUACGGGCAAAAGGCAACAACAAUUGUACACCAUCGAUACUUAAGAACAGAUAGAAAAGAACAAAUGUCUCGAUCCAGCUUGGAGCCAUACAAUGGUAAUACAUGAGUGAGCAUCCUCAGACAAAAAGAAUGAAAUAAGCACCAGUUACAGAUACCAAAAACAAAACGUGUAAACAAGAAAGGAAAACAUCAAAGGCGUGCAAAAGAAUCUCGCUGUCGGAAAACAGUUUGCAGUGUAAUGCAUUCCGCCCAGGGACGUUUGAAUGUCACGUUAAAUGAGUGCAGCGAUGGUUGUGUUCCUCAAUUGUAUUCGAUUCUAUUAUCAUUUUUAUCAGUUAUACUACUAAAUCUUGAUUAGCACCGUUGCACUGCGUAUCGUAAAAGCGUUUCUCAUAUUAUUCCCCGCUUUAGUUUAUGUUAUAGUACGUAAGAUCCACUUUUUUGUUUGUUUGUUUGGCGUGCAAAGUAAUACCAUAAAUAUGCGUAUUUACGUUUUCGUGAGUUUUUUUUUUUCGUUUGCAAAGCUGGGUAAAAAUGGUCGCAGUUUUAUUAAUUCACUUUCUUCAUAUAUGGGUUUAAUUUUUUUUUUCAUUUUUUUAUAUACAUUUUUUUAAUAUGAUGCCUCAUUUUUUGUGCUAUGGUUUAAGAUUUCUUAGUAAUGAUAGAACGAGUCGCUGGUGACUCACGGGGUGGGAGAAACAAGCAAGAAAUGAUAGAAGAACACAGUGUGCAAUAGAAUGUUCUUUAGUUUCCAUCAUCUACCGCUACUAUUACUGUAAAUCUUACCCACUAAUCUAUCGAUACCAGCUCUAGUAUAAGGUAUAGUGUUUAUUUUCCUUCCUCAUUUGUAAGGCAACGGGUUCCGUGGAACAUUACAGCACCUUUUCUUUAUGAAGGGGAUGUAAAGAAUUCUUUUUCCAGCAAAUAUUUGGAAAAAGUUCUCGUUUGAGGCUUGGAACCGAAAUGGUGGAUGCCUACUCUCCGGGAUAUCGCAUGGAUAAUAAUUUAAUUGGCUUGAUUAUUUGUGUUUUAGGGUUUUAUGUUUUGUGUUAUUUUUUUCUUCACGAUAAUUUCAACUACUUGAAUGUGUGACUAUUUAUAGUAAAGGUUAUUUUCGCCCAAAUAAAUCAAUUUAUAAUUUUGCUCUUCCCUUCAUGGUACAUAUUUUGAAGCUGUUGGCAGGAUUUUUGUUCUAUUAUGAUUUACAAACUCAUACACUGCGACCUGAUCGGAGUCGCCAGUGUCAUAAAAGCAAUAGAGCAAAGCUGAGGCUGACUGAGAGAAACAAAGCAAGCAGCAAGAGGCAUUAAAUCAUCAGAUUUGUAAUGAAAAUUGACGCGUGCAAGAAAACUAGGAGUGUCACAGCUGUAACAGAAAAUUGUAAUCUUCACUUAUUCGAUACACAACCCACAUAACACACUCGGCAAUAUAUGUUUAUUUUUCGGUUUGUGUCUUACAUGCACGGAACAAUUUCAAUUGCAAAUUAAAUAGCCCGAACCCUGGUAAGGAUGAACAAGAGACAAGAUACAGAAAAACAAACAAACACAGUGUAUAAUGAUACAUGUGUGUGUGUGUGUGUAAUGAUACAAAUGUUUGAUUUCGGUACAUUUUUAAGGUUCACUUUUUCAUUUCAAUCGAUGUUCUAUUGUGUACAUAAUUAUGAAUUAUUAUAAAGCAUUGUAAUAGCAACACAGCAGAGAAGAAUUAAACUCAAAACGAUAAAAGCAUAGCAAAAAAAAAAUAACACACUCACAAAAACACACAGACAACCGCAUUACAUAAAAGAAAAUAGAAGACAAAAUAUAAAGUAAAGGAAAAGCAAACAAAAAAAAAACAACAAACACAUUCAUAUAUCAUAGCAAACCAAGCAGUGGAAGAAUCACAAGAUUAUGAAGCAAAAAUUAAGAAGAAGAGAAAGUAAAGAAAAGCAAACAACAGAACAAAAAUAAAAAUCUUAUAAUUUAAGUACGUAUUCGUUUUGAUUUCAUUUCUUAUCAUCAUUGGUUUUGGUUUGUUCGGUCCUGAUUCGGUUUUCUCUCUUGUUUUCGUCUGUUGAGAUAUUUAAAUUAAAACACACCAACAACAAUACAUACACACACAAACACACACACCUAUACACAAUACUUUUAAGCUUUGUUACAAGUUCAGCUAUAACGCCACAUCCAUGUAACGAUUCACUUUUCAUCAAUCAGAAAAAAGGAGCAUGUGCCGCCAUUGGAAAAAGACAUGCACAGAAUCACAAAUUUAGAAAAAAGUACACAUUUCACCAACAAACACACACACACACCAACACAAAUAUAAAAUAGAUAAAAUUAUUCAGGAAACAAUAGACAUACAGAAGUAUACGGAAAGAAGCUACCCGUGUAUAAGGACAUGUAUGGAUGUGGCAAUCCCUAACAUUACAAAGAGACAGAAACACAAACAAACAGACAGACAACUUCACAUCCAAAUUCUAGUGUUUCUGUUUCAUGGUUCUUGGCACCAGUUUUUCGUUUUAGCGAUUGUGAGUGGCACCAUUUUGUGCGCGUGUAUGUGUGCGUGUGUGUUUCUGUCCUUCUGCGUGUGUGCGUGAACGUUUUGAUACUCCAGCGCACCAAUUGCACACUUUGUAGUGCUACUACUAACAACAAUCGCAAGUGCAUCGCAGAAAUGCGCAACCUGCGUGCGUGUGUGAUUGUGUGUAUGUGUGUCUGUCUGUGAGUGAGAAUCCUUUUGUUUUCUUCAUUUGGCCAACAUCAACAACAACAACAACAGCAACAGCAAAUCACGUACGUUUGCUGGUGUGUGUGUAGUUAAUUUCGUCCUUCCGAUCACGCGUUUAUUCGUUCCGUCCACAAUUCGUUUCCUUUCUUCCGUUCUUGAUUUGUCUUCGUUUUAGUUCCGUCGCCAUCUAUUCUGCUGUAGCCCGCUUUGACUAUUGUUUCAUCUGUACUCGUGUUUCAGUUUUGCCCCGCGAACUACAAUCGAACUGCCGAUUUGUGUCUGAGUUGUCCAGCGUCUUAUGUUUUCUUACGUUUACCUUCGGUUUUAUCCAGUUUUGAUGACUGUUCCAUGCGCUAGCACCACACAAAACUUUAGCUAAACAUCUUCAAUGGAAUCAAAACAAGCAAAAAGUCGAAAUCUCCACCCGUUGUGUUUGUUUAGCCACACCUAGCUAUAUAUGCUCCGGUACAGAAGUCAUUCGUUCGUUCGUACGUUCGUUCGUUCCUUCGAUUUGCGCUCUCAUUUCAUUUGGUCUAUUUGGUUCCAUUUGUUGUGUCUGUUUCGGUUGUGUUUGUGGGUAAGUAAGUUUAUUCUUUCCUUACUUUAAUUCCAUUUUAUUCUGCUUUAAAUAUGUAUGACAUUCAUGAUUGUAUGUGUUGUUUUCUAUAUAUAUAUAUAAAUAUAUAAAAAUAUAUUCUUUUUAUUGUAAUUUGUAAAGAAACAAACAAUUAAUAACAGCAACAAACACUAAAACGAACACUAACAAAAAAUAACAAAUAAUAGGAGAGUAAAAAAAAUAUAUAAACACAGAAAAAAUUGCAAAAACGAUACCAACAUGGACAAACAGAAAAAGACAAGAAACACCCACACAACACAGAAAAACUAUUCUUUUCCAAACAAAAUACUGCUUGUUUUUUGAUCGUUGGCAUAAACGUUACGCAUACCAGUUUAGUAGUUACCUCUUGAUUGUUAGUUGUAUUUUAAAGUUUAUAUUUUAGAACAGACAUUUUAUGAUUUUUCUUUUUCCACACCACAUACACAGUCGAAUGGCUAUUCGAACCAAAAAGCAAAGUUCAACAUUAAUGUCAAUUGUGUUUUUGUUACCUACCCUUAUGACUAAACGAUGGUCCUACACAAAUACAUUUUCACUUCCUUUAUUUCAUUUGAAUAGCACUACUACAUUACAAAUGUUGUUGGCAGCAAUCAUCGAUUUGUGUGCUAAAGUAUUUGACAACUUUUUUGUUAGUAUUUUCUUAGCUUGAUAGUUUGUCAUAUUACUGUUUGUUUGUUUUGUUUUUCUUUAAUUAUCAUCCCAACAUAUCCUGUUGCUUAAAGAUUUCACACCGGGACAACGCAUGCAGGCUGAUCCUUUUACUAAUGUUCCCCAACUCACUCAGUGAAACAUUGAUCCCAAAAAUUAAAUUGUGUUUGUAUGCAGCAGCUCUAGUUACAACCUUACACAUCACUGUUUCUUACCAUUUCUUACACUCGGUGUGUGUGCGUGUGCGAGUUAUUCAUUUUAUCAUGUUUACUACCUUUGUUCACCUAUUAGUUUUUAGUUCAUUUCGGAACGAUCCACUCAUUCCUAGUUGAACCAUUUGUGUUCUUUUUUUCGCGCAUUUAUUAUCUGUUAGCUGUGUAUUGUUGUCAUUAUUAUUGUUGAAACUAUUAUAUAUCAAUAUUGUUUCUUUUUUAUUCUGUCUUCUACAAAGCGAAAGCUUAAGUAAGCACCUUCACAUCGUGCCCUACUUGCUUUCUAUUUGCAUCUUCUAUUUGUUUCCUUCACCUAUGAGUACAUUCUUUAAAACUAGCAUUACGUUGUUUUUAAAAUUGCAAUAUUAUUCAUUCGCGCUAUCGGUUUUACCUGUUUCUCUGUUUUCAAAAUCCGAUAAUUUUGUUUCAGUUUAUUUUCAGCCUAUUCAACCGUUCAAAGCGUUUGCAAAAAGGAGUAAGGGAGUACGGUUUUGUACAUAAAAGGUUUAAGAGUGGACAUAAGCAAUGUUUGGUAAAUGGAACAGGCGUACUUUACCCCACAACCAAACUGGCAUUGGUUUAUGAGCGAAUCUGUUUAAAGUUGCACUAAGUAGUAUAAAUAGUGAUACAAAAGAAAAAUGUUUUCCUGCUUCUUAAUAGAUGCAACAGUUGCCAACAGGAGAACAUUGGAGUAAAUUUGUUAAAGCAAAAAAGGUUUUUCAUCACACAGUUUUCCAGUUUUCAAUUACUUUGUACUCCAUACGAUAGCAGCCACUGUUGUCUUUCAUUAUUUUGUUUAAAAAUUAAACCGUUUAUCGGUAUGUUGUUGUAAUGUUUGUAAUAUUAGUACCUCGAAACUCAUUGCUUUGUAUGGAUUGUUUUCAAUCCCUUAGUCUUUGCCCAAUGGCUGUGAAACAACAAAUGUGGUCAACAUUUUAAUAGCGCCCCGUUAGCGAAAAGAUGUUGUUCCCGUUUUUCAGAAACCAAGCCAUCUCCGAGCCAUCGUAAAUUUAGAGAUUUUUUUCCCUUUAAAUCAACAACAUGAAACGUGAAAGUGGCUUCAGUCAAAUGCUCAGCCAAAGCCAGCCAAAUAUAUAUAAAAAAAACAAAGACUGAUUACAAAUGUAUGAUAGCGCCAUAGAUAGCUAAAAGCAAAAGGGAAAUAAUGUGUGCACAAAUGUGCAGAAAGUUAUGAAGAAGAAAAAACACAUAAAUCAUAUCUCACCGAUAGUACAAAAGUACAGACAGAAAUGCGGUCGAAUCGAUAGCUAAACGAUCUGCGAGCGAAGCAUUUUAGACACUGAAAAGCUGUGUCGAUUUAAAAAAAAUGUAACACGAGUUAAAUGGUAGUUAUUUUUAGAGAAACUUAGAUUUACUAGCAUAAUUAACCGCACAACAGACUGUAAAACAAAUGCGCCAAAUCGGCGCACCGUUGCCAUAUCGAAAUGGGCAGCAAAAUAAGGACGAAAUAAAAACGUGUAAAACGAUAUGAACGGACGUGUGGAGAGCCUAUAAGUAUUACACCGCCGCCUGGAAAUGUGAAAUAAAUAUCAAUCAAACAUCAAAAUCACA